Homo sapiens (human) is the source of this 2795-nucleotide messenger RNA. RefSeq names its product LIM domain binding 2 (gene LDB2). Lineage: Eukaryota; Metazoa; Chordata; Mammalia; Primates; Hominidae. The record is from RefSeq and is a predicted model, not a curated record. The transcript has 9 exons. The coding region runs from base 701 to 1693 and encodes 330 amino acids. Gene Ontology annotation, cellular component: nucleus.
ACUGGAAGGGCCCUUAAACCAGAGCUAGUUCAGUUCUCUAACUUUACAUCCAAGGAUAUUGAAACUUAGGUUAACUUUGUUAUAUAUUUGUCUAUGUGAUCUUGAGCAAGUUGCUAAGCUUUUCUAGCCUCAGUUCCCAAUCUGUAAAAUGGAGAUGAUGACAACAUUAUCUACCCUUAAAUAAUUGUGAUGAUUAAACCAUAUGGGAUAAUGCAUGUCAUGUGCCUGAGAGAGAGAAAACACUUCAAAAUGGCGAGCUAAUAUUGUUUUUCUAUCAACAGGUAGUAAUUGGGCUUCUGCUGUGUAUCAAACUCUGCUCCAAAUAAUGAGGAUACAACAAGAAAUGAACACUGACCUUGUCUUCUUGAAGGCUGAGGGGGAAGACAGACAUAAAAACACAAACUCACAAACACUCUUGAUGGUGGUUGUGAUAAGCGGAGAGAUGGUGGCAGUGGUAGUGGGGAGCCGCUCCCCCAUCACUCACAUUACUGCCUGAGCUGCACCUCCUGUCAGAUCACUGGUGGCAUUAGAUUCCCAUAGGAGCACAAACCCUAUUGUGAACUGUGCAUGCGAGGGAUCGAGGUUGCACGCUUCUCAUGAGAAUCUAAUGCCUGAUGAUCCGUCGCUGUCUCCCAUCAUAUGCCAAUGGGAUUGUCUAAUUGCAGGAAAACAAGCUCAGGGCUCCCACUGAUUCUACAUUAUGGAUAGUGACAACCUCUGGUGGGACGCCUUUGCCACUGAAUUUUUUGAAGAUGACGCCACAUUAACCCUUUCAUUUUGUUUGGAAGAUGGACCAAAGCGAUACACUAUCGGCAGGACCCUCAUCCCCCGUUACUUUAGCACUGUGUUUGAAGGAGGGGUGACCGACCUGUAUUACAUUCUCAAACACUCGAAAGAGUCAUACCACAACUCAUCCAUCACGGUGGACUGCGACCAGUGUACCAUGGUCACCCAGCACGGGAAGCCCAUGUUUACCAAGGUAUGUACAGAAGGCAGACUGAUCUUGGAGUUCACCUUUGAUGAUCUCAUGAGAAUCAAAACAUGGCACUUUACCAUUAGACAAUACCGAGAGUUAGUCCCGAGAAGCAUCCUAGCCAUGCAUGCACAAGAUCCUCAGGUCCUGGAUCAGCUGUCCAAAAACAUCACCAGGAUGGGGCUAACAAACUUCACCCUCAACUACCUCAGGUUGUGUGUAAUAUUGGAGCCAAUGCAGGAACUGAUGUCGAGACAUAAAACUUACAACCUCAGUCCCCGAGACUGCCUGAAGACCUGCUUGUUUCAGAAGUGGCAGAGGAUGGUGGCUCCGCCAGCAGAACCCACAAGGCAACCAACAACCAAACGGAGAAAAAGGAAAAAUUCCACCAGCAGCACUUCCAACAGCAGCGCUGGGAACAAUGCAAACAGCACUGGCAGCAAGAAGAAGACCACAGCUGCAAACCUGAGUCUGUCCAGUCAGGUACCUGAUGUGAUGGUGGUAGGAGAGCCAACUCUGAUGGGAGGUGAGUUUGGGGACGAGGACGAAAGGCUAAUCACUAGAUUAGAAAACACGCAAUAUGAUGCGGCCAACGGCAUGGACGACGAGGAGGACUUCAACAAUUCACCCGCGCUGGGGAACAACAGCCCGUGGAACAGUAAACCUCCCGCCACUCAAGAGACCAAAUCAGAAAACCCCCCACCCCAGGCUUCCCAAUAAGAUGAUCGGCACCAGAAUCCACUGUCAAUAGGCCCGUGGGUGAUCAUUACAAUUGCAAAUCUUUACUUACAGGAGAGGAAACAGAAGAGAUAAAAACUUUUCCAUGCAAAUAUCUAUUUCUAAACCACAAUGAUCUGAUUUUCUUUCUUCUUUCUUUUUUUCUAAUUGAGAGGAUUAUUCCCAGUAAGCUUCCAUGACCCUUUCUUGGAGGCCUUCACAGGUAAUACAGAUACUGGCACUGAUUGUAAUUAAAAUGAGAGAAAACUCUAGCGCAUCUUCUGGCACGGUUUUAACAACGUGUUUGUGUUGAAUUUCCUUUUUAUGCAUCAAACGAAGGCCAUAUUGUCCAUAAAUGCUCAGUGCUCAGGAUCUCAUUAAUAUGCCGAACCUAACUACAGAUGACUUUUUAAUAUUGUAAAAUAUUUUCUGCUUUUUGACUUGCAUCUGAGAGUUUCUUGUUUCAGUAAAAAAAGAAAAGACAAAAAAAUCAGCUUUGGAAAGUAAUUUAAAUGUACCUUAUUUUUUUUUUCUUUAUGUUUUCUUUCAUUGGGCAACAGCUAAGAGGGCCCAGCAAGGUAAUUUAUGGUUGAGCUGAUGUCAAUUGGUUCUUGUCUUGAGUCGACUCAAUUUAGCCCAAGUGCUGAAACAAGAAAUGUCAUUUUUUUCAUCAAAGACACCAGGGCAGAUUUUUAAGUAAAGAAAGACAAUUGGACCCUUAAGAAUUUAUGCAUUUGUAAAGUUGCUGUUGAUCCAAAUAUUUUCAAGCCAUGUAAUCCAUUGGUUUUGUGGGCAGUUUAAUAAACCUGAACCUUUGUGUGUUUUCUAAUUGUACCUGAGUUGACCAUCCUUUCUUUUUAUAGUAUAUUUCUUGUAUGAUAUUUUGUAAAGCUCUCACCUGGUUCUUUUAUGGGGACUUUUCGUUUUUGGGCAACUCCAGUGUAUUUAUGUGAAACUUUAUAAGAGAAUUAAUUUUUCCAUUUGCAUAUUAAUAUGUUCCUCCACACAUGUAAAGGCACAGUGGCUCCGUGUGUUAAAAAACAGCUGUAUUUUAUGUAUGCUUUACUGAUAAGUGUGCCAAUAAUAAACUGUGUUAAUGACCAAA